Molecule: messenger RNA, 1629 nt
Organism: Aspergillus ruber CBS 135680
Lineage: Eukaryota; Fungi; Ascomycota; Eurotiomycetes; Eurotiales; Aspergillaceae
Product: fungal specific transcription factor domain-containing protein
Exons: 4
Biological process (GO): DNA-templated transcription
Molecular function (GO): zinc ion binding; DNA binding
Source: RefSeq, a predicted model, not a curated record
GCAGAGAGCGACGAUGGCACUGAUUGUUCCAACCAUCAUGCAAUACGUGCAAGAUCAGUCAUCCAGCUGGAGUUGGGUGACAGUAGACAUACCAGUCAAAAGCAACAAACUGUUCUCAGAGCCGCUCUCCAGCUGGUAAACCAAAUCGGAAGAUGUGAGAAAAAGCAGCCAGGCGAGAACAUCGGGAAUGAGACCACGGACGCUACUACUGAGGAAUCCGUUACUGUACCAGGAGCGCCUCCAUCAGAGUUACUACUGAUGCUCUUGCAUCCAAAUGCCGGGCCCCAGUGGCCAGACCAUAUAUCGAACAAGACACUCGAGAAAAUGGCCGCGACUCUCAUGAAGGGCGAUUGCCAAGGUCAAUUGUUCCAUCAAUACUGCGUCUGCAUUUACGUCAAGGCGAUUGGGCAUUUCUAUCAACUCUCGAGGAUAAUAACUAGCCCCAUUGUCAGGGACCAGCUCGUUCAGUCGAGAAAUGCUUACAUCGCAGCUACUCUUCGGAGUAUGCGUCAAUUCAACAUUCUCGCGUCGCCGAGCCUGCAGUCCAUUCAGUCCCUUGUGUCGAGUGCCUUGUUGAUGCAGCAACUGGGAGAUGUCAAACAAUGCUGGACUUUAAACUCAUACGCUGCUCAGCAAAUAGUUGCACUCGGUUACGAUCGUAUUCGCAGCAUACCUACUCGCUCACAGAUCGAAGAGGAGAUACACAGCGCCGUAUAUUGGUGCUACUAUAUGGAUAGAACUGUCAGCGCACUUCUUUUGCGGCGUACAGCUUUACCUGAUCUUAAUGUAUCUCCGACAGAGCUUAUUGCCUCUAUACAGCAGUCACCAUAUGACCCGCUGAUCCGGAUUCUGCUGGAUUUCGCGCAGAUCCAAGGGCACCUGCUUGCGUUUUCAUCGCACUUGAAACGAGCUGAUUCCAGGUACAUUUUGGACACUUGCAAUUUUAUCGAGGAGAGGAUGUAUAUCAUCUCUAAUGAUCUACAAUCCAGCCGCGAAUCACUCCCAGAAAUGCUUCAAUAUGACUGGGUUGCCGCUGAUUUCUGCUACUAUGCAAUCUACGUGGAAAUCCUCCGAACACGUCUGAGAUGCACAUUCACCCCACUAGUACAUAGAGAAUGUCUAACCUACGCCCGAAAAUCCCUGGAAGCGUUUCGAUUUCUGCAGCAACACCGCGCUGAGUUGGGAUUUGACGAUCCAUACCCAUCUUUUUUGACAUGGACAUUGCUUUUAUACCCACUCAGCCCUUUCUUUGUCGUUUUCUGCAACAUCAUCGGAACACUAGACAAGGACGACCAUGUGAUCAUGCACCAGAUUACCACCGGUCUAUCAGAAUUCAAGCGCGACCCGCACCUGGAAAAAGUCCUCAGCCUCCUUACUUCACUCGACCGGCUUUGCGAGCCGCUAUUUCAUGAAGAUGUAGAGGUAAUUUCCCAGUCUAAUCCACAAAUGCAACGACCAGCAGAGACGCCCCCCACGGUUCGAAUUUUUCCAAAUGCCUGGGAUAAUAUAGACCUGGGACAAGAUACAUCCAAUUCUGAGAUAGGGGCUUCGACCGAUUGGCUUAUGUGGCAGCUUUUUAAUAGCGAGGUGCCGUUGGGGUGGCUUAAUCCGGACUUUCCUAUCCUGUAA